Molecule: messenger RNA, 1085 nt
Organism: Paramacrobiotus metropolitanus
Lineage: Eukaryota; Metazoa; Tardigrada; Eutardigrada; Parachela; Macrobiotidae
Exons: 5
Coding region: 489-1082 (197 amino acids)
Source: RefSeq, a predicted model, not a curated record
ACAUGAUUUGAUUUUGCUUCUUAAAUCAGGAAUUCGAACAGACGAUCAUAUUAGAAAGAUUCUUACAAAACUGUAAGAGUAUAAGAAGCGCUCCAUAAUUCUGCGCCGAAAACGCUUUUUUGUUGACGAUGUUUUCGGUUAUCACAGAAAAACAGCAGCACUGCCGGGCGAAUGUGCCUUUAUUGGAAUAUAUGUUUAGCUUUGAAAUGAUUGCUGUACGAUCGAUCACAGUUGUUUUGGAAAAUUGUCAUCAGACUUCUCACAAGUGCAAUAAUCAAAAGGAUAAAAUGUCCCGAACAGAUGUCAACGGCAUUAACGAAUUCCCAUAAAAAUUUUGGACGCGUGAAAGUAAAACAGUAGCUGUUGGGUUUUUUUUUCCAUUCCAAGCCAUACAGAUUAUGGACGUCGGCCUAACCGAUAAGUGCUAAGGCGACCUGCCCCAUAAAUUCCGGUACCUCUGUACAAAGAGGAGACCAUACCAAUCGGGCAUGGACAUCACUGGGGCAGAAAUAGAUCCCAUCCAAAAUUUUUACGCGUGCGUGCAGAAUGCUGCAGAAGCAUUAAAACAACUGGAAUGCCAAAUAUCCUCCGAAGAGAUUGAGCAGGAAGUUUUGGAAAGAAGAUUGGAUUAUUACCGUCGAUUUGUAACGGAACACUUUUGUCCAGCCGUUUCGACUGAAGAUAAACAGAUAUCCACAGAUUACCAGCAAGAGGUCAUGAAAAUAGAUCGGACAACCGUUGGAACUUCUACUUCUUCUGUGGCAAAAUUCGAAGUAGCCUCAGCGGUGCAGACCAAAUCACUGCCCCAAUUUGUAGAUCAACACGUCCAGUGUUUGCCUUCCGAUGAGAAGGCAGCUUCGAAUAUGCGCCUUGAUAACCAACACCAUGAAAGUGGCCAGAUGAAGUUCAUACAGCUACCUCAAUCAAGUUCCAGUGACUUAAUGCUUGACGAGUUCCCUAACCAACUAGCGAAUUCUCGCAAAAACGUUCGAAGUCUAAAAAAGAAUAAUUUCCUAUCACAGUGUUUGCGAAAAAUGUUUCACCUUCAAAAGAAACCAGGUUUUAAUAAAGGCAUUGCGUGAAAA